GUGAACUGGAAACCCAAUUACAAAAAAUCAGUGAUAAUUUGAAUUAAAAGAUACAGACGUUCGCUUCGUCUUAAGUCGAUAAUUGGAUAUAAAAGUUAGCGUAUAUAUUUAACCUCUUCACAACCAGGAUCAGCUAAUUGGAUAUUUACGAUAGAGAAAUCGAAUUGCAUAGUCGAGCAGUUAAGAAGCACAUAUUCUAAGAGAGAGAAAGAGUGAAAAAUCGAACCAUUAUUUUGGAUUUUAACAUCGACUGCAUCUCAAUUUUUACAGUAAUUAAAGGAAUUAUCAAAAUGCAUACAACGUACAAAGUCGCCAUCCUCCUUCUCUUGGCUACAGCUAGGGCUUACACACAGGAAUGUGCCCAUAGCAAGCCCCUUGGGAUGAUAUCAGGGUCGAUCCAGGACUGGCAGAUAUCAGCAUCGUCGGCGUACCCUCAGGAAUGGGAUAAAGGAUGUCAUGAAAAAUACGCCAGGUUAUACCAGCCAAACAAAUAUGGUUGGUGCGCAAAAUAUAAAUCUUCAUCAGAGUGGUUGCAGAUUGACUUGGGAGUCGGUGCAAAGGUGACGGGGGUGAUGACCCAGGGGCGAGGGGACGGAAUAGAAUGGGUGACGUCAUUCAUGGUCUCCUAUAGUAUGGAUGCGUUCCACUGGCAAUACGUCACUGAUCAAUAUGGCAAUCAAAGGGUGUUUGAAGGCAACGUGGAUUCCUACUCAGUAAAACACUCGUAUCUGCACAAACCUAUUUCAGCACGAUUCAUCAAGUUCCACACCGUCCAUUGGAAUAAGCAUCCCAGUAUGAGGGUUGAAGUUGUUGGAUGCCAGUUGUGUAAAGAAGAGAUCGCGUUGCCCCCUUAUGCCAAAAUAUCCGCAUCCAGUAGUUGGUCCUUCAAGAAAGGGAGCUCCUGUCAGCCAGAGGACGGCUAUAUUAUGAGCAGCAAAGCAUGGUGUGCAAAGCAUAAUAAUGAAAACCAGUGGUUGCAGUUUGACGUUGGACCUCCAACACUUGUAACAGGAGUCACAACGAAAGGAAGAGGUGACACAAAUAGGAAACAUUGGGUCACCAAGUUCCGUCUCUCCUAUAGCAACGACAGCAGAGUUUGGUUCUUUUACAAGGAUGACAACAGACUCAACCCAAAGAAUCAUUACUGGACUGGCAACAAUAACUCUGCAUAUGUGCUUCUUCCUGAUAAAAAUACUCCAGAGGGAUUGGAAUUUGGCGGAAAUGCAGAUAAAGACACAGCACGUGUGCACUACUUGAACAAGCCGUUUACCGCUCGCUACAUCCGCUUCCACCCGAUGCAAUGGAACAGCCACAUAUCAAUGCGCGCUGGUAUCAUUGGAUGUCAAUACGAGGGUUCGUGUGGCAAAGGUUUUAUGAAGGUCAAUACGGAUACACCUUGCAUUGAGAACAUGGCAUAUAACAAGGAAUCAUGGAUCAACAACAAGCGACGCAUGCCCGCCAAGAGGAACAUACACCGGAAUUACUGGAUGCAUGGACACGCUGGAAGAGCCGUAGAUGGCGAGACGGAGGCCUCCCUUCAUAGCUGUACCAUCCUGGAUAACUUCUACGUUGAGAAACCUGUAUGGAUGGUUGAUCUGGGCAAGAAAACUGACAUCUCCGGCAUAAUGAUUGUAACAUGGCAAGGUAAAGGCCAAGAGGCACAAAAGAACUACAGAGAAUACAUGUACAAUUUGGAUAAAAUAGUGGCUUACGUAGAUAAUAAAGCUGGUAAAGACAGAGUAGAUAACCCAUCCAACAUGUGUGGAUUUAUUUCAAGACUGAACAAUGCUUUGUUUCAACCAUCGCUGCACAUUGAGUGCUCGAAACGCAUGAAGGGACGCUAUGUGUAUAUUGAGGCAUGGGGGGCACCCAAUAGAUGGAGCCGGUUAUUCAGUGCCGUUCUAUGUGAGGUCAUGGUCUAUCCGUAAUCACCAUAACAACAAGGAUAUACUCAAUAAUAUUAUCAUCGAAACACACUUGUUGGUCAACCACAAUAGACACACAAGGACACACUAUAUGGGAAAAGAUCAAACCAUUGUCCUAUGGCAACAGUGAUAUAGAAAGCCCAAUGUUAAGGCAAAGAAAGAAUCUCAUGAACUAUCUGAAGACAUUGAUGACUCAGAAGAUGCCAUAGGGUAAGAUAGUUUAGCCCCGUGUCGGGAAACAGCAAUAUAUACCAUGGGAUAUUUUAACACGAUGUACAUUCUCGUACCCAGAAAGAAACGUCACAGUUUUUUGAUGGUAGGUGAAAUUAUUAGGGUAUGGUUGAAGACGUAUAGGUAAAAUAUACAUCUUCAAAUUGUGCAGUAAUUUAAGAAUCUUCUUUGUCCGGAUAAUACUGAUAUAAAUGAACCUGACCAACUUGACCUUGAACUUUGAGAAAUCAAAAUAUGAGUAUUAGCAUAACGUACAAUAGACAUACAAUGCAUCUAUGUAAAACACAUUAUCAACAAUCACGUAGUAAUGAUUUUCAUAUACAACAGAUAGGAUACCUCAUGAUAUGAACCAUCAUACACAUAACGUGCAGCGAAAGAAACACUGGCAAGGUACAUGGUACCAGUUAUAUGGUAAAUUGUACAUGGUACACGAUGCAGAGCUAUAUUUUCUGACGGUGCCAUAAUGAAUGAAGAACUUGGUACAUGGUCAUUAAACAGUACAGUGCCCAUCACUGCAAACCUUACACUGUGGCAAGCAGACCAGUUGACGUCGUUAUAACAAAAUGACGGUGUACAGUGUUGAAAAUAACCAAAUCCAUGUGUUAGACUUAAACUUUGCGAGGUUAAUGUUGAUAGGUAGUGUAAAUUGGUCUUUGACCAGCAUUUGACAUACAAAAACUGAAUAUUUAAUAUAAUAUAACAAAUAGAUAGUUGUACAUAUUUGAAUUCAUUAUAUCUAACAACGUGUACAUAAUAUGAUAGUACUAUGUUUACUAUGUUCAUAUUUUCAUACUAUCUACAAGUAAAUCGAAAUCGUAGAUUAAUAUGUUGUCUUUGUUUUAAAUGCUUUAUAUCUAUGCCAUUAUUACUAACGAUUUGUGUCAUUUUUGGUUUUCAUUUUUGAUGAAAGAUGAGUUGAAAGAUGUCGAAUGAUCAAACUUGAUAACACGAUGAAGAAAGGGACGCCAAAAUUACAUGAUGAUUGAAUAAUAGAUGUCACUUGUAAAUGACAUUAAUGCUUUCAAUCUU
This is a messenger RNA of Owenia fusiformis, 3185 nucleotides long. Lineage: Eukaryota; Metazoa; Annelida; Polychaeta; Sabellida; Oweniidae. The record is from the annotation of a GenBank genome assembly.